UUUCUGACUACAUCGUCGCUGAACAUGCAAUAGUCGGUGGAGUGAACCUUUAAGUGUAUUUUCUCUCUUUUUCUCCAUACUUAAGGGCAAAAAUGCCAGAGUACGAGUUAGCCUUAAUAGCGAAACGCCUAACAAAGGAGGGUUUCGCUUCCAUGCUUCGUCGAACAGCUUUAUUUAUAAUGAAUAAAGGAGGUGUUGUAAAGAAAAUGGAAAAUCUUGGAGAGCAAGAACUGCCUCACAGAAUGAGGGCGCAUCAUGAGUGGAAUACACAUGGAAGAUACUUCUUAAUCAACUUUAUUUUGGGAGCAGAUGGAGUCAAAGAACUGAAACAUGAGCUGGAAACAGACAUGGACCUCGUACGACCAAGAAUAGUAAAAGUUAGAAGCUGCUAUGAACCCAAGAAAAAAGCAAUUAACACUUUAGAGUGCUGGAACAGUUACAAUCCUCCCUUUAACAAAUAGUUACACCAGUUGCACUUGUACACACUCGCGCACAAAUGUCAGCAGGGUUUCAUAGUGGCUCAUUUUUUUAUUGAAAUUUGCAUUCAUUCUUGGAGAACUGUUGGUUGGUGUAAAUUCUUACACUCCAGUUGAGUGUUUCAUUAUAAAAAUGUGUCAAAUUUAAAGUAAGGACUGAGAAGUAGCAGUAAGCUUGAGAUGGGUAAUUGGUGGAUUGGGUGCGAGCCUGGAUUCUAGAUCCUUUCACUUCCAAUAUUCAAAACUCAUUCCCUUUUACUGUCUGCCAUACACUUCUUUAAAGUUUAGUUCUGAAAAUUUGGUGUAAAAUCAGACAAUCCCAUGGUUGAUAUUUGUCUUUUCUCUGUGAACUUUUAGCUUGAAAAUGUAUUUAUUUUGCAAGAAGAAAUUCCUUUUUUUUUCGGUUACUUGUGGGGGUAAAAGGGUUAAAUAGAGUUGCUUUAAAAGGCAGGAAAUUUUAUUAUUUCUUCUGUGGCUGUGUGUUGAUAGAUUUUCAUCUCGGGACACUUAAAGGAUGCCCGAGGGAUAAGGGAUACCCAAGCAGGAAAUCGGUUUUGUUAUUAUAUGGAUAUGAAAAAAAUAUAUUUGAAAAUAAUAUCUACAAAACCUUAAAGAAAGGUUUUUAAUGAAGUGAAAAGCAAGUGAACCUUUUUUUUGUGUUGUUAUGAUAACUGCUAUCGGGUUAAGAUAAAUCAUACAUGUAUACAAACAUGGGAAAAAGUUAGGCUUGACUAUUGCUUGAAAUUUUUAAACACGUGAUUUAUGUUUGUUGAUCUAUCGAACGAGUCCAACUCAUGAUUGUCUUUCUUCCUUUAUUUUGAUGCGUUUUAAAACUUUCUGUAUUCAUGAUAAUCAUUCUUACGCGUAGCUGAAGUGUUGAUUGUGAGCAUUCUCCUUCCGUCGUCGCUACUUCUUUUACUCGGAAAAGGAAGAGGAACAUUACAUCAUAAGUAGGCCAAAGAUCGGCUCGUGCAGGCCUAAAUACAGUUAAAGAACAUUCAAGCAAAGCAAGUAAACACUUUUUAUCUUUAAAGCAACAUCGGCCCUUAACUUACAAAUCUUUUCAUGAAGAACUCAAGGUAAUACGCAAACUCUACUCUCGUAUUUCCUCCCUGAGUACCGUGAGGUAUUGCUGAAUCGAUUUCAAGGCCUACUGUUGAAGUUACUACUGAAAUUCGGAUGGUGAACGAGACUGAAUCAACGGCUUUCUGGUGUUCAAUCAGUGGUAAUCCCAAGCCGAAAAUUAAGUGGAGCAGAGUGAGACUGUUAAAUGGAUCGGCAAAAGAGCAAUCGACGGUUUCAGGAGGACGACUGCAAUUGAGAAAUAUUGUAUGGGGUGACGCUGGCAUUUAUCAAUGUUUAGCGGUGAACAUCUUAGAACAAUCUCAGAAAAUAGUGCGACUGGAAGUCAAUGGUAUGUUCAGUCGUCACUUGAAUGUCUGCUGUAUAUCUUCAGGCUCUUAUAAAAUGUUCCUUCUUCA
Stylophora pistillata is the source of this 1957-nucleotide messenger RNA. Its product is annotated as small ribosomal subunit protein bS6m. NCBI's taxonomy places the organism in Eukaryota, Metazoa, Cnidaria, Anthozoa, Scleractinia, Pocilloporidae. Gene Ontology annotation, cellular component: mitochondrial small ribosomal subunit; ribosome. Gene Ontology annotation, biological process: translation. The record is from RefSeq and is a predicted model, not a curated record. Gene Ontology annotation, molecular function: small ribosomal subunit rRNA binding; structural constituent of ribosome.